Molecule: messenger RNA, 1267 nt
Organism: Triticum dicoccoides
Lineage: Eukaryota; Viridiplantae; Streptophyta; Magnoliopsida; Poales; Poaceae
Product: putative F-box protein PP2-B12
Exons: 3
Coding region: 55-999 (314 amino acids)
Molecular function (GO): protein binding
Source: RefSeq, a predicted model, not a curated record
UCCGUGGCGAACCAAUCGCAACUACUACCUCGCACUCUCCUCCGACGACGACGAAUGCCGGACCAGAAGAGACCGGCCGGCCGGCGGGCGGAGGAGCCAAUGGAGGGCGCCUGCGAGAUCGCGCGCCUGCCGGAGGAGCUCCUCUCGGCGGUGCUGGCCCGCACGACCCCGCGCGACGCCUGCCGCGCAGCCGCCGUCUCCCCGGCCUUCCGCGCCGCGGCGGGCUCGGACGCCGUCUGGGCCGCCUUCCUGCCCCCCGGCGGCCUCCCGCCGCUCGCCGACGGGGAGCCGCAGAGCCCCGCCCUGCCCUCGUCCAAGAAGGAGCUCUUCCUCCGCCUCUCCGCCGGCCCUGCCCUCCUCCACGACAGGCUCGUGAGCGUGUGGCUGGACAGGGAGACCGGCGCCAAGUGCUACAUGCUGUCCGCCAGGAAGCUGUCCAUCGUGUGGGUGGAUACGCACUGGGCCUGGAUCCCACUCGAGGACUCCAGGUUCUCCGAAGGUGCUGAACUCGAGGACGUUUGCUGGUUUGAGAUCCACGGGAAGAUACAUAGCAAGAUGCUCUCCCAAGACACAACCUAUGCCGCCUACAUGGUCUUCAAGAUGGCCGAUUAUUACUACGGGCUGAAUUUUCCUGCUCAGGAGGCAUCGGUCAGUUCCGGAGCAACCAACUUGACCCGCGAGGUUUGCCUACAAGCUGGCGAGGCGGACGAGAAAACGCAUUACGACGAGGGCGAUGACGAUGAGUCCGACGAGGAGGAGGAGGAGGACGUCGACGAGUACUACCGGUCGCUGACGAACCGGCGCGUAGUUCACGAAGAGAAUGUCACGCUCCCUCAGAGAAGAGCCGACGGGUGGAUGGAGCUGGAGCUGGGCGAGUUCUUGAGCGAGGGGGGCGACGACGGCGAGGUAUCCAUCAGCCUUAUGGAGACCAAAAGUGGGAAGUGGAAGAGUGGCCUCAUUGUGCAGGGCAUCGAGAUCAGAUGUAAGAAAUCGGGCUGAGCGGGGCGCUCCCAGGAUUCAUUCAACUUGCCCGGGUCAAAAGUAAAUGAAUAAUAAGGAAAAGCAUAUUUUCUGUAAUGUAUGUUUUUGAACACUUCUCCUUUUGCUGCUAAUUCUGCGCGCAACUUCUUGUACAAAUGACUCAUGAGUGACAGACAUUUGGUUUGUUAUACAAUAAGUUGAUUCAGACGUUGGUGGCGCUUUGGUUUUAGCAGCUUUGCAUUUGGUUAGGUUGAGAUCCUUGUGUCUAGUGGCUACUUCGCAUCUG